AUGGCUAGAAGCAACGACGAUCUACGGCGGCAGCGACGGCAGCGACGGCGGCACUGUUUAGUUCAAACGACCACGCUAAACACCGACUCAGCCGCCGAUCAAGAAUCACAAGUCCCGACUGUUGUUAAAGAUAACUUGGUAGCCAUUGAUGGUGAAGAAGAUGAUGGAGAAAAAGAGCUUCAUGAGCUUUUGUUGCCUAACGUCAAUGAUCUCCCCCUCUCUCCUCCUUCUGCAAUUGAAUUCAAUUUCGUCACUUACUUCGCUCCUGUUUCUGGUCAUGUGGCCUUUAAGGAUGAAGGAGGAGUCACUUAUGUGGCUUUCAAUGUUGGAAAAUCCAACAGAAGUGAGAUCAAUGUCAUAGGGAAGCGCAAAAGGAAUGCACAACAUUUCGAGUCCAAUACAGCCUUAUGCAAAGUAUGCACCGACAAUGGUUUCUUUUGUUCGUUGGUUUCUGGUCAUGUGGCCUUUAAGGAUGAAGGAGGAGUCACUUAUGUGGCUUUCAAUGUUGGAAAAUCCAACAGAAGUGAGAUCAAUGUCAUAGGGAAGCGCAAAAGGAAUGCACAACAUUUCGAGUCCAAUACAGCCUUAUGCAAAUUGUUACAAGUGUAUCACUACAAAAUAUUUGGCAAUGAAUUUGUGAUAGAAAUGGCUUGA
Lactuca virosa is the source of this 654-nucleotide messenger RNA. The record is from the annotation of a GenBank genome assembly. NCBI's taxonomy places the organism in Eukaryota, Viridiplantae, Streptophyta, Magnoliopsida, Asterales, Asteraceae.